Andrographis paniculata is the source of this 869-nucleotide messenger RNA. RefSeq names its product floral homeotic protein DEFICIENS-like. The record is from RefSeq and is a predicted model, not a curated record. Gene Ontology annotation, cellular component: nucleus. The transcript has 7 exons. Lineage: Eukaryota; Viridiplantae; Streptophyta; Magnoliopsida; Lamiales; Acanthaceae. Gene Ontology annotation, biological process: positive regulation of transcription by RNA polymerase II. Gene Ontology annotation, molecular function: protein dimerization activity; RNA polymerase II cis-regulatory region sequence-specific DNA binding; DNA-binding transcription factor activity, RNA polymerase II-specific. The coding region runs from base 43 to 729 and encodes 228 amino acids.
UCCUGCAAGAUCCGAUCCACCCACCUACCCAACCAGAAAGAAAUGGCUCGCGGGAAGAUCCAGAUAAAGAGGAUCGAGAACCAGACGAACAGGCAGGUCACCUACUCCAAGAGGAGGAAUGGUCUCUUCAAGAAGGCUCAGGAGCUCACUGUUCUCUGCGAUGCUAGGGUUUCCAUAAUCAUGAUCUCCAGCACUCAGAAGUUGCACGAAUACAUCAGCCCUACCAUCACGACGAAGCAGGUUUUCGAUCUGUACCAGAAGGCCGUUGGAGUCGACCUUUGGAGCACGCACUAUGAGAGAAUGCAAGAACACUUGAAGAAAUUGAAGGAGUUCAAUGCCAAUCUUAGGAAGGAGAUUAGACAGAGGAUGGGGGAGUGUCUGAACGAUCUGGGCUACGAUCAAGUGGUGAAUCUUAUUGAAGAUAUCAAUACUUCUCUCAGUCUCAUUCGUGAAAGAAAGUACAAAGUCAUCGGAAAUCAGAUCGACACCGGCAAGAAGAAGUUGAGGAAUGUUCAAGAAAUCCACAAAAAUCUUAUGCUUGAAUUCGAUGCUAGACAAGAGGAUCCACACUAUGGAUUAGUCGAAAACAACGAUGGCGAUUAUCUUGGUUUCGGGCCUCAUAUUAUCGCGUUACGCCUAACUCAGCAGCCGCCCAAUCAUUGCCACCCUCCUGGCCUUCAUCGUGGUGGUGCCGCCUCGGACAUCACCACUUUUGCUUUGCUCGAGUGAGGUUCAGUUCGAUUCGAUUUUCGCUAUAAUGUGUUCAUGAAUAAAUUAAAAAGUUUGUUGGGAGUUUGUAAUGUGGAGUGUUGUUUUGGUGUAUUGUUGUUGCUAUGGUGUUCUUGAAUUUUAUGUGACAAAUAUAUAUA